UUGACGCGGGCGGGGAGGCAGCUGCACCUGCAGCCCAGCGCGCCGCUGACUGAAUGGCAAUCUAACGCCGCACUGUGGAUGAAGCCGUGCCUGAUCCCCUCCUGGAUGCAAAGUCAGACAGACACACACACGCUAAGGUGGACGGCCCCCCCACCGAGAGCAGGACCGGCUCCCGGGAAGGCCCACAACGCCUCCACCAAGAGGUCAGGAAGCAAAGCUCUGCCCGGCUCCGCCUCUCCCAGAGGCCCCGCCCACCACCGCCAGGAGGGGAGGAGCCCCCUCAAACGCCUCACCACCACAGGCUGUCAAAAAGAGGAGUGGGGGGGGACAACCGGGGGCAAACUGCGCUCCUCCUCCGGCCGGAACGUUGAUCUUUUAGCGUGCCGGUGUAAAACAAUCUGA
This is a messenger RNA of Menidia menidia (Atlantic silverside), 402 nucleotides long. The record is from the annotation of a GenBank genome assembly. Lineage: Eukaryota; Metazoa; Chordata; Actinopteri; Atheriniformes; Atherinopsidae.